AUGCCCCAAAUACUCACUGAACUCUGUGCCAAAGUGAACAACCUCGAAUCCGAACUCCGAGACCUUACUUCCCAAACCUGUGCACCUCUAAAUGAAGGCACACCCAACACCUUCCCGUUUAGCUCCACAAGCCCGCCAGCCCCGCCAGCAAAAAGACCGAGGCCACAGGCGCUCUUUAGCAGCAGUGAGCCUCCCAGCUACCGCUCAAAAGUGGGCAACCCCACAAAACCGACUCCCCAAAAAACCCCGAUCCCACCGACCUCUCAGCCCCUACUGCAGCCGCCAGUACCCGCACACCUUUUGACGAAAGUGAUGGACCGCCCGAUGCCGGACAAAACUCUCCACGAAAUGGAUGACAUCACUCCGCCCCCAUCCCAAUCAGUAUUUGAAAAAUACUGGCACACCCAACCGCACCUCAAUCGCCACCACUUUCUUUGGUAUCUCCCCUCCAAACCGGUUUCUGAACUAAAUCGCCGCGGGACCUCCUCCAGUUUCGUCCGCCUUUGUGUUCCCAAUGACGCUGUCGCCCAGGUGAAACGACAUGCAGAACUAACGUGGAAGUGGCAAUUUGAUAAAACCAUAGACCCCCGCUCCCAACAAAAUCCUGACGCUACGAAACCAGCCUUAAUCCACUAUCUCCGCACCAAGCGGAAGGCCCGCUGCACACAUGAACGAGCACCAAAAUGUAUUGCCCGUAGCAUGGAUGCUUUACUAGACCCUCUUGUUAAUUCCACCAACGCAGACAUUCUACAAUGUACCACGGACCGGCUCCAGAACGCGUAUCCAGCAAAACAUACUACAAACCGAUUGUCACCUAACCCACGAAUCGUGCGCAGCCCGGACGGUCUUAUCCGCACAGACUCAACCUUCCACCACAGACUCUUCGACGACAGAAAACGAUAUAGAAAUGAUUGA
Sphaeroforma arctica JP610 is the source of this 915-nucleotide messenger RNA. RefSeq lists its product as hypothetical. Lineage: Eukaryota; Ichthyosporea; Ichthyophonida. The transcript is spliced from 2 exons. The record is from RefSeq and is a predicted model, not a curated record. The coding region runs from base 1 to 915 and encodes 304 amino acids.